GGCAGAGGGCGCCACUAAUUAACAUGUUGCUGUUUUGAAGUAGGCAAGGAAAAGUUUAAUUUUCUAUUCAUUAUUUUUUUUCAUUCUUCGUUACAUUUAAAAAAAAACAUGGUUAUUUACUUCACAACAAAUGUUAUUUCUCCACCUAUGACAAUUUUCAUGGGAAACGACAAAUAUGAAAAUGAAGAUUUAAUUAAAUGGGGUUGGCCUGAAGAUGUUUGGUUUCAUGUUGACAAAGUUUCUUCGGCACAUGUUUAUCUUCGCUUACAAAAAAAUCAAACAUUAGAUGAUAUUCCCACAAGUGUUUUAGAAGAUUGUGCCCAGUUAGUUAAAGCAAAUAGCAUACAAGGUAAUUUUAUCAACGAUUUCGAUAUACAUAUAUAUACAUAUUAUUUGAAAAAGACAGCAGGCAUGGAAGUAGGACAAGUUGGAUUUCAUAAUCAGAAAGAGGUACGUGUAAUUCAAGUAGCAAAGCGAAUAAAUGAAACAAUUAAUCGGCUUAAUAAAACAAGAUCAGAAGUAGAACAUGUUGAUUUAAGAGCUCAAAGAGAAGAAAGGGAUAGGAAAGAAAGAGAAAAUGAAAAAAAAAUUGCUAGAGAACUUAAAGAAAAAGAAAAGAAAGAACAGAAAAUGAAACAGGAAUUAGCUGAACAAAGGAGUUAUUCUGCACUUAUGAAGCCAGAAUACAUGAAAUCUAAUAAGGAAAGUGACAAUGAUUCUGAUGAAUUCAUGUGAUGAAGAAAGUAUCAACAUAUUAAGAUUAAAAAAAAUUCAUUUAUUAUUGUGCAGUAUGCAAUUCUAUGGUGAUAUAUUUACAAGAUAUUGUGAUGAUCUGUGUGUGUUGUGUGUAUGUGUACACAUGUAUAUACAAAUAUAUUAACUAAAGUAUGAAUAAAAAACAUGCAUUGAAUCUUCAGUCAGCACACUCAUGGAUUAAUUAAAUCUGGUUCUAUAUCCUGACCCUGUAAUUGGAAAAAAUCUGUAAUAAAUGAAUUCUUUUUGAUGUUUAAUGCA
This is a messenger RNA of Centruroides sculpturatus (bark scorpion), 1014 nucleotides long. RefSeq names its product coiled-coil domain-containing protein 25-like. The coding region runs from base 109 to 735 and encodes 208 amino acids. NCBI's taxonomy places the organism in Eukaryota, Metazoa, Arthropoda, Arachnida, Scorpiones, Buthidae. The transcript is spliced from 9 exons. The record is from RefSeq and is a predicted model, not a curated record.